Arabidopsis lyrata subsp. lyrata is the source of this 1626-nucleotide messenger RNA. RefSeq names its product protein HAIKU1. The coding region runs from base 493 to 1422 and encodes 309 amino acids. The record is from RefSeq and is a predicted model, not a curated record. The transcript has a single exon. NCBI's taxonomy places the organism in Eukaryota, Viridiplantae, Streptophyta, Magnoliopsida, Brassicales, Brassicaceae.
UAGCGCGUAGGUCUCAUAGCUACUGAGUGAUCCUGAGGUCGAGAGUUCGAGCCUCUCUCACCCCAUUUCUUUUGUUCCUUUUUACCAUUUCGCUAAAAACUCCAUUGAUGAAAAUUAGGGCUUCUUCUUCAAUUCGUCUUCUCUCUGCACCGUAUUUAGUGGAAAAACUGAGAUAUCUGACCUAAUCAUCGUUUCUUCAGGUGAAAGGCGUUAACUUCUUGCUCUUCUUCUCUCACUAUUAUCGUUUCUCCGACCGAUUUGCUGGAUAGUGACGUAAUGUGAUAGUUGCCUUCGAUUUUUAGAUGCUUAUGAGUUGGGAACACUAUCAGAUUCGAUUUAAGAUACAUAAUUGGAUAAAGGGUAAUCUCUAGAUUCACUAAUUUAGUGUUUUUGGCUGUGAAAGAGUGAGUUUUUAGCUGAUUCAGGACAGAGUUACUUGCUUACUCUGUCCCUCUUUGAAGCUCAGAAUUUGUGGGUUUAGUCUUUUGUGAGAUGGAUAGGCCUUGUUGGCAUAAUGAUCAGUUAGGUGUGAAUAAGAUUGGGAAGAACAUAAAGAAGAGUCCUUUACACCAACCCAAUUUCUCAAUUGGUAUUGAUCCCUUGAUGCUUCAACCGCAACCACAGGGUUAUAACAUAAGCAAGAAUGGUUUUAGAAGUAUUGUUCAACAGCUAACGGGUUCUCGGUCGCAUGAGAGUUUACCUCAGCCUCAGCAGAAUACUCGGUUGCAGAAGAUUGGACCAGUGGCUCAAAUACAGAUAAACCGGCCCUGUGUUCCUCCUCCUGUUAUGGCUCAACCAACUCAUGAGUUAGUUGCUAGACCACCAAUGCAUCCUUUGCCACACGGUUCACAAUCAAUUAUGGGUCAUGGAGACCAAUUUGGGUCUAAUACAGCUGAGUCUUCUGCCUCGGCGUUUAUGUGUUAUCGUCAAAGCUCACUAGGAGAUUCAGGACCUAAUGGUAACCAAAUGCAGCCAACUGAUGAGUAUCAACAGCAGCCACAGGUGCAAGGUCAAGCUCAACCGCACCCACUACUACAAUUGCAUAAUCAUCAUUCGUUACGGUUCAAUGGUUCUGCGCGAGACACACCCAUUUUGCCAACUCCUAAGUUCGACAGUCCGCCACAACAGAUGUAUAAUAGUAGUCUUCCUUCUCCUAGAUUCAACGGUCGUGGGAUAUUACCCACUCCUACGUCCCAAUAUCUUGUACAAUCUCCAACUACGUACCAAAAUUUGCUCUCCCCUAGGCCACCUUAUUCGCUGCUAUCUGCAGGAGUUCAAUAUCCUCCACCACUAACACCAAGAAGUUAUACAUUCUCAUCAAUGUCUCAACCUGGAAUUCUCGGUCCAGGCACAAUUCCUCUGCCUCCUGCAUCUCCAUUUGGGGUUUUACCAAUCUCUAGUCCAAGAUGGAGAGGUUACUGAAGAUGCACCAUCAUCUUAACUUGACUCUUUAGUUUAGUGUUUGUGCACUAUGAAAGUUGCAAUCUUUCAGAGCUUAUAGGUUACAGGAGUACAGAGCUGUAAAAACAAUACUUUUGAGAUUCUCAGAAGUAAGAAGAGCUUUGUUUGGCUGGAAUUUGGUAGAAAUAAGUUUGUGUUAAGUAGUUUCAUACAUUUUCAUCUUCA